UCCGCUACGUCACUUCCUUGAGGACCUGCCAAAUAUGGCGCUCCUGCUAAGGUUGUUGGUUCGACACGGUGUUUGUGUGUCCAGAUCACAGCGCAGCCUCCUCUACAGACAUGCUGUUCCAAUGGGAACCUCAGCCCAGGAGGAGAUGAACAAGUUUUGGGACAAAAACACCAGAUUAAACCGUCCAGUGUCUCCACACAUCACCAUCUAUAAAUGGUCCUUCCCAAUGGCUAUGUCCAUUGCACACAGAAUAAGUGGAGUGGGCCUCAGUGGAGCGAUCUCGACCUUUGCCCUGACGUCUCUGGUGCUGCCUGGAAGUUACCCGCACUACCUGAACCUGAUCCACUCGCUGUCGCUCGGCCCCUGCAUCAUUAGCCUGGUAAAGUUCGGCAUCGCCCUCCCGCUGUCUUACCACACCUACAACGGCGUCCGCCACUUGUGUUGGGAUGUUGGAAAAGGCUUCAGGAUCCCGGAGGUCUACGGUACUGGCUACAUGGUUGUCGCCCUGUCUGUCAUCACCUCCACUGCUUUGACUUUCCUGUGAGCACC
Thalassophryne amazonica is the source of this 549-nucleotide messenger RNA. RefSeq names its product succinate dehydrogenase complex, subunit C, integral membrane protein (gene sdhc). Gene Ontology annotation, molecular function: electron transfer activity; succinate dehydrogenase activity. Lineage: Eukaryota; Metazoa; Chordata; Actinopteri; Batrachoidiformes; Batrachoididae. Gene Ontology annotation, cellular component: membrane. The transcript is spliced from 6 exons. The record is from RefSeq and is a predicted model, not a curated record. Gene Ontology annotation, biological process: tricarboxylic acid cycle; mitochondrial electron transport, succinate to ubiquinone. The coding region runs from base 35 to 544 and encodes 169 amino acids.